Messenger RNA from Cordyceps militaris CM01, 1005 nucleotides. RefSeq names its product lathosterol oxidase. The transcript has a single exon. Gene Ontology annotation, molecular function: oxidoreductase activity; iron ion binding. NCBI's taxonomy places the organism in Eukaryota, Fungi, Ascomycota, Sordariomycetes, Hypocreales, Cordycipitaceae. The record is from RefSeq and is a predicted model, not a curated record. Gene Ontology annotation, biological process: lipid biosynthetic process. The coding region runs from base 1 to 1005 and encodes 334 amino acids.
AUGGAUACCGCUCUCGAAAUUCUCGACCCCCUCGUCUUCGACCAUGCCUACUCAUACUUGUUUCCCGGCCCGGCUGUAGCCUGCGAUGCCGUUCCUACCGCCUCCUGGUCGACCUCGUCACUUUUGAGCGCUGUUGCCGCCCACAACGCCACCGCAAAGCUCGCCACCUCGACCAUUGAGUCCUGCAUCGUCUCGUCGCUGCCGCGCGAUGACCUUCGACGUCAAUGCGCCUCCAUUUUGUUUGUCGCCGGCGUUGGUGCCGCUGCCAUCUACUUCAUUUUCGCCGCCAUCUCCUACUACUUCAUCUUCGACCGUCGUCUCGAGUACCACCCUCGAUUCCUCAAGAACCAAAUUCACCAGGAAAUCAUGUCUUCGCUCUGGGCUAUUCCUGUCAUUGAUCUCCUCAGUCUGCCCUUUUUCCUCGCCGAGGUCCGCGGUCACAGUCUGCUCUACACACGCAUCGAUGAAUACGGCUGGCCCUGGCUUAUUGCCUCGACAAUCAUAUACCUAAUUUUCAACGACUUCUUCAUCUACUGGAUUCACAGACUCGAGCAUCACCCCAGCGUCUACAAAUACGUCCAUAAGCCUCACCACAAGUGGAUUGUUCCCACGCCUUGGGCUGCGAUUGCUUUCCACCCCGUCGAUGGAUUCCUCCAGUCGACUCCAUACCACAUCUUUGUCUUCAUCUGCCCAAUGCAAAAGUACCUCUAUGCAGUGCUCUUCAUUCUCGUGCAGCUCUGGACCAUCUUCAUCCACGACGGCGACAUGAUCACCGGCACCUGGUCCGAAAAGUUCAUCAACAGCCCGGCCCACCACACGCUUCACCACAUGUAUUUUACAUGCAAUUACGGCCAGUACUUCACUUGGGCCGACAACUACUUUGACUCGCACCGCGAACCGCGACCUGAGCUCGACCCUAUCCACGAGUCCUUGCGCGUCAUGCGUGAAAAGGGUCUCAUUGACGAUAAGGGCAACCCAAUUCCCCAGAAGAAGAAGAGCGACUAG